AUGCCCAUGCCAGGCAUAUUGGCACCAUGCCAGGCACUAGUGCUUUAUGCCAUGCUCAUGCCCAUUGGCACAAAAAUACCAGGCACUUCUAUUAUUGUUGAGCACAGGCACAAGCCUGGGUUGCAGACUCCGACAGUAUCACUUUCCCGACAUUAUCUAUUUACCGACAGUAUCAUUUUCCCGACAACACCUUUGGCAGAUAAAAUUCCGACAAAAUUGACCGGAACUAACCCUAACCUAAUCAAUUUGUCGGGAAAAUGA
Ambispora leptoticha is the source of this 261-nucleotide messenger RNA. The record is from the annotation of a GenBank genome assembly. Lineage: Eukaryota; Fungi; Glomeromycota; Glomeromycetes; Archaeosporales; Ambisporaceae.